Messenger RNA from Ipomoea triloba (trilobed morning glory), 423 nucleotides. RefSeq lists its product as uncharacterized. Bases 1 to 423 code for a protein of 140 amino acids. NCBI's taxonomy places the organism in Eukaryota, Viridiplantae, Streptophyta, Magnoliopsida, Solanales, Convolvulaceae. The transcript is spliced from 2 exons. The record is from RefSeq and is a predicted model, not a curated record.
AUGUUAAGGUGUAGAAAACCGGGGUGUUACAAAUGGUCAAGCAAAGAUAGGAAGAGAAAUAACCUUGACAACAUUGCCAAGGAUCUCCUCUUCAGAGCCAUAGAUGAGACUAUCUUCCCCAGAGUGAGAAAAUGCAAAAUGGCCAAAGAGGUAUGGAAUACCUUAAUGCUGAUAGGUGAAGGAGACGAACAAGAAAAGGAGAACAAGCUCACCGUGGCCAUGAAGAAGUUUGAAGAUUUCAAGAUGAGGCCAGGGGAAAGCAUCGACAGCAUAGAGUCUCGGUUCACGAAGCUUACAACCGAGAUCAGCGAUCUUGAGAAGGAAAUACCACAGAAAGAGCUAAAUCUGAAGGUUCUACGUGGCCUAACCAAGGAGUGGGAAGUGAAAGAAAUUCAUGAAGAAGAAUCCAGAGAGCAACAUUAG